Brienomyrus brachyistius is the source of this 932-nucleotide messenger RNA. Its product is annotated as yjeF N-terminal domain-containing 3-like. The record is from RefSeq and is a predicted model, not a curated record. The transcript is spliced from 6 exons. NCBI's taxonomy places the organism in Eukaryota, Metazoa, Chordata, Actinopteri, Osteoglossiformes, Mormyridae. Gene Ontology annotation, cellular component: mitochondrion. Gene Ontology annotation, molecular function: NAD(P)HX epimerase activity. The coding region runs from base 168 to 908 and encodes 246 amino acids.
UCGAGAGCCAGCCAGCACAGACGGGCAGAGAGGGAGGGAGAGAGAGAGAGAAAGCAGGGCUUUGAGCGUAAAAACGCAGGAAGAGCAUUUACACGGGGACUUGCUAUUCUCUGCCUUGCAUAAAAGCCUUCGCUCAGAACCAUCCUAAGCCGUUACAGAUCGGCAAUAUGAACCACAGCUCCAAUGAUCCAGACUCUGAGCCCAAUGAACCCCUUCGGUACCUCAGUAAGGACGAGGUGGCGGCCCUUGAGACGGAGCUGCUGUCGGACUAUCGAUUUGGACAGCAGCAGCUGAUCGAGAUCUGGGGUCACGCUUGCGCCGUGGCCAUCGCCAAGGCCUUCCCGCUGGGCACCCUGGCUAAGAAGCAGCCCACGGUCCUUGUGGUCUGCGGCCCCGACCAGAACGGUUCCGUGGGGCUGGUGUGUGCCCGCCACCUUCGCAUAUUUGAAUACGAGCCCACCAUCUUCUACCCCAAGCGCUCCCCUCAAAGUCUGCAUCAAGACUUCACGGUACAGUGCGAGAAGAUGGACAUCCCAUUCCUCUCCUACCUUCCUACAGAGGUCCAGCUGAUAAAUGAUGCCUAUAACUUGGUGAUUGAUGCCAUCCUGGGGCCCGAAGCCGAUUACACGGACGUAAAGGAGCCCUACAGCAGCAUCCUGGCCACCCUGAAACAGAUCAAGAUCCCCAUUGUGAGCGUGGACGUACCAUCAGGCUGGAACGCGGACGAGCCCGGCACAGACGGGAUUAAUCCCGAGGUCCUCAUCUCACUCACGGUCCCGAAGAGGUGUGCAGCCAGUUUCCUCGGGAAGCACUUCCUCGUCGGACGUUUCCUUCCCUAUGACAUACAGAAGAAAUAUGAGCUCAAUCUGCCAGAAUACCCCGGCACGGACUGCCUUAUACAACUGUAACAAUCACGCCCAUGCUGCUUUUAC